GGGAACGGUUGCUAGGGGUGGGUAAUGGGUGAAAAAAGGGGGGCGCCAGGGAGCGGAUAAGGAGGGUUAAAGGAGUGGGCGAGGGUGGGGAGCAAUGCAAAAGGUAAGGCCAGGUUACCGCGACUCGGCCCCGAGUGGGCUGCGGCCGGGGGAGGGGCGAGAGAUACAUAUGUAUUUCUGUCUCCCUAGCACACCCCCUUCCCUCUAAGCGAUGGCUGAGAGGCGGUGCAUGCAGAUGGGGAGUAAGUUUCCUGAAGGGGAGGGUGGAUGCACGCGCGCGGCCCCGCGCUGCAAAUUUCCACCGGGAGGGAGAGUGGCUGGAUGCGGAGAGUUUGGAGUUGCUUGCGGCGGAGGGCAGGAAGGGGAGCAGGGCCGGGAAACGGGGCUGGCGGGCGCUAUAUCUGGGAGUAAGUUUCCAGGAUCAGGAGAGCCUGCACGCUUGCUCGCUAGUCUGCUCGUCCCCCAUCUCAUCCCCCAAGCGGAGACCGGUCUUCUUGUCGGAUUGCCCAUGCACUUGUUGCAGAAACAGCCAAGGCCCUGGGCUCUGGAGGAUGCUAAAGGAGGAAGACACGGAAGCAGAACGACCCUGAGAGAUUAAGCCUCUUAAUCUCGAAACAGAACCAGGCCUCCUCUUCCCACCUGCUCAGCAGCAUGAGAGCAGCAUGACUGGCCGGCCGCAGGAGAAGCCCCCAGAGCCAGGCCCCCAACGCACCCAUCUGCUGCAGAGGUCAAGGUGUGAGCGGCACCUCUUCACCACGGUGGCGUUCGGUCCCUACCUCAGCCCGGGUGAGGAUGUAAACCCCCCCGCUCUGCACAUGUGUGGUACAGGCCAACAGGAACACCUGGCUCCAGCCACGGGCACGGACAUGUCAGCCGUGGAGUAGUGUGGACGCUCUCUCUCUGCUUCUCAGGGUUUCAGUCCUUUCGGGUUUGUGUCAUUGACCUGUUUUUUAUGGUUUUGUGGCUGGACGUUCACGACCAAGGCAGGCACCAUGGGGGAUCAGCAACUGUACAAGACCAACCACGUGGCCCACGGUGGUGAGAACCUUUUCUACCAACAGCCACCUCUUGGCGUCCACGGCGGGCUGAACCACAGCUAUGGGAAUACGGUCCCUGGCGCUGCCAUGGAUGCUCCUCAGGCAUCACCCAUCUCCCCCCACUUCCCUCAAGAUCCUCGGGACGGUCUAGGCUUGCCUGUUGGCUCCAAAAACCUUGGCCAAGUGGAUACCUCAAGGCAGGGAGGGUGGGGAGGGCCCGCAGGGCCUGGAAACCACGUCCAGCUACGCAGCAACCUGACCAACUCAAACAUGAUGUGGGGGGCACCGGCCCAGGCGGAGCCCGCCGAUGGCUUCCAGUACACCUACUCCCAGGCCAGCGAGAUCCGGACCCAGAAGCUCACCAGUGGUGUCCUGCACAAGCUAGACUCUUUCACCCAGGUGUUUGCCAACCAAAACCUGCGGAUUCAGGUCAACAAUAUGGCCCAGGUGCUGCACACCCAGUCGUCAGUGAUGGACGGAGCCCCGGACAGUGCCCUCCGCCAGUUGCUGUCCCAGAAGCCCAUGGAACCCCCAGCACCGGCCGUCCCCUCCCGCUACCAGCAGGUGCCCCAGCAGCCUCACCCUGGUUUCACGGGUGGGCUGUCCAAACCAGCUCUUCAGGUUGGGCAACACCCAAGCCAAGGGCACCUGUAUUAUGACUACCAGCAGCCCCUGGCACAGAUGCCAGUGCAAGGAGGACAGUCCCUGCAGGCCCCCCAGAUGCUGUCCCCGCACAUGCAGCAGAUACAGCAGCACCAGUAUUACCCGCAGCAGCAGCCCCAGCCGCAGCAGCAGCAAACUGGGCAGCAGCGUAUGUCGAUGCAAGAAAUGCAGCCACCCCUGCAGCCGCUUCGCCCGUCACAGCCCCAGCAGCAACAGCAGCAGCAACAGCAGCAGCUGCAGCAGCGGCAGGCUUCGAUGCAGAUACCUCAGUAUUUUCAGUCCCAACCUGUGAUGCAGCAUUUGCAAGAGCCGCAGCAGCCACAGAUGCACUUGCAGCCCCCUUCUUACCACAGGGACCCCCACCAGUACACCCCGGAGCAGGCGCACGCUGUCCAGCUGAUUCAGCUGGGCUCCAUGCCCCAGUACUACUACCAGGAGCCUCAGCAGCCCUACGGCCACCCUCUGUACCAGCAGAGCCACCUGCCCCAGCACCAGCAGCACGAGGACAGUCAGCCCAAGACUUAUCCAAGUGACCGGCAGGCCCAGGCCAUGCUGAGCUCCCACGGGGACCUGGGGCCUCCAGAUACAGGAAUGGGAGACCCGGCAAGCUCGGACCUGAACCGGGUCAGCAGUGCCCUCCCGCACCGGCCGCUCCUGUCCCCCAGUGGCAUCCACCUCAACAACAUGGGGCCUCAGCACCAGCAGUUGUCUCCCAGUGCCAUGUGGCCCCAGAUGCACGUACCUGAUGGCAGAGCCCAGCCAGGGUCCCCUGAGUCAAGUGGCCAGCCAAAAGGAGUGUUUGGGGAGCAGUUUGAUGCCAAGAACAAGCUGACGUGCUCCAUCUGCCUGAAGGAGUUCAAGAGCCUGCCUGCCCUGAAUGGGCACAUGCGGUCCCACGGGGGGAUGAGGGCCUCACCCAGCCUCAAACAGGAGGAAGGAGAGAAGGCCCCGCCGCCUCCGCCUCAGCCGCAGCCGCCACUGCCGCCUCCGCCUCCGCCGCAGCUCCCUGCCGAGGCGGAAGGCCUCACGCCUAUGGUCAUGCCCGUGUCUGUCCCUGUCAAGCUUCUGCCGCCCAAGCCCAGCUCUCAGGGCUUCGCCAACAGCGUCGCUGCCGCCCCCUCGGCCAGAGACAAGCCAGCCAGCUCGGUGUCGGACGACGAGAUGCCCGUGCUCGUGAGGAUGACCCUCUCCCCCCCGCACUCCCCCCAAGGGGCUGCCCCCCGCCCGCCUGCUGAAAUUCCCAAGAAGCCUCAGGCCGGUGCGGCCAAAGCCGAGGACCCGGUCAAGGCCGUGCCCGAGAAGAAGAAGUUCCGGCACCGGCCCGAGCCGCUCUUCAUCCCGCCGCCGCCCUCCUACCACCCCAACCCCGGUGCCUCGCACUCGGGCGCCACCCUGUACCAGAGCCAGCUGCGCUCCCCGCGCAUCCUGGGCGACCACCUGCUCCUGGACCCCGCCCUCGAGCUGCCCCCCUACACGCCCCCGCCCAUGCUGAGCCCGGUGCGCCAGGGCUCGGGGCUCUUCAGCAACGUGCUCAUCUCCGGCCACGGCCACGGCCCCGGCGCCCACCCGCAGCUGCCCCUCACGCCCCUGACGCCCACGCCGCGCGUGCUGCUCUGCCGCUCCAACAGCAUCGAUGGCAGCAACGUGACAGUCACCCCGGGGCCUGGAGAGCAGACUGUUGAUGUCGAACCGCGCAUCAACAUUGGCUUGAGAUUCCAAGCGGAAAUCCCAGAACUCCAGGAUGUCUCUGCCCUGGCCCAGGACACACACAAGGCCACCCUGGUAUGGAAGCCCUGGCCGGAGCUGGAAAACCAUGACCUCCAGCAAAGAGUGGAGACUCUCCUGAAUUUGUGCUGUUCAAGUGCAUUGCCAGGUGGCGGGACCAAUUCUGAAUUUGCUUUGCACUCUCUCUUCGAGGCCAAAGGUGAUGUCAUGGCUGCUCUGGAAAUGCUGCUGCUGCGGAAGCCGCUCAGGUUAAAAUGUCAUCCUUUAGCAAAUUACCACUAUGCCGGUUCGGACAAGUGGACCUCCCUAGAAAGAAAACUGUUUAACAAAGCACUAGCCACUUACAGCAAAGACUUUAUUUUUGUACAGAAGAUGGUGAAGUCCAAGACGGUGGCUCAGUGUGUGGAAUACUACUACACAUGGAAAAAAAUCAUGCGGCUGGGCAGGAAACACCGGACACGCCUCUCUGAAAUCAUUGAGGACUGUGUGACAAGUGAAGAAGAAGAAGAGGUGGAGGAGGAGGAGGAGGACCCAGAAGAGGACAGGAAAUCCACAAGAGAAGAGGAGAGCGAAUUGCCCAAGUCCCCAGAGCCGCCGCCGGGCCCGGUGCUGGCUCACGCUGAGGGGCCGCCGCUGCCGGCCGUGGGCCAGCCCUCUGGCUCCUUCAUCUGUGAAAUGCCCAACUGCGGGGCUGACUGUAGAUGUCAUGUCACUCCCUUUCUUCCCCAGGUGUUCAGCUCCCGACAGGCACUGAAUGGCCACGCUCGCAUCCACGGUGGCACCAACCAGGUGACCAAAGCUCGGGGUGCUGUUCCCUCUGGGAAGCAGAAGCCUGGCAGUGCCCAGAGCGGGUACUGCUCAGUGAAGAGCUCGCCCUCCCACAGCACCACCAGCGGCGAGACAGACCCCACCACCAUCUUCCCCUGCAAGGAGUGUGGCAAAGUCUUCUUCAAGAUCAAAAGCCGAAAUGCGCACAUGAAAACGCACAGGCAGCAGGAGGAACAGCAGAGGCAGAAGGCCCAGAAGGCGGCCUUUGCAGCCGAGAUGGCAGCCACAAUAGAGAGAACUACGGGGCCGGUGGGGCCGCCGGGGCUGCUGCCCCUGGACCAGCUGAGUCUGAUCAAACCCAUCAAGGACGUGGACAUCCUCGAUGACGACGUCGUCCAGCAGUUAGGGGGAGUCAUGGAAGAGGCCGAGGUUGUGGACACCGGCCUCCUCUUGGACGAUCAAGAUUCAGUGUUGCUUCAGGGCGACACGGAACUCUAAAGCCCCGUGUGUCGCCUAGAGACCAAGAAAAGCCCCGGCCUCCAUCUUCAUUCGUCAGGAAACCGGACUGCCUGCUCGUUUUGUACCCAUCUUAAACUACCUGUUUAAAAAGUGGUCGUACUUUUCAGGUUUAGGGGGGAAAAAUCAUUUAUUUAAAAAAAAUUGUUUCGGGGGGUUGGGGGGAAUAAAUAAUUGGCACAAUUCUACUUUAAGAGGUGUUUCAUCUGGGCUGCAUUCCCAUGAGCUCAUUCUUGGCUGGGAAUGAACCUGACACUCAAGUUCUUUUGCUUUCAGUGAUCAACCGUCCUGGUUGUCUUUUAUCCCAAAGCUUGCGGUGAGUGAGUGAGUGAGUGAAUAUGUGUGUGUGUGUGUGUGCGCGCGCCCUCCCACCCGUGUGUAUAAAGCAGGCUACCCUCUUCGUGCUGGGGUCUUGGGCCAUCCUUUCCCACCGAGAGUCAUUUUUUGUUCUAACUUCAUUUCCACAGUUUGCAAUGAACUUGGCGUCUUUGCCAGGAGACCGCGCUAGCACGUAGCUAUCCAGUGAGCAAAGCCAGCCCUCGUGUCCCACGGCUUUUCUGCUAGCACACACGUCAUUGGAAGAGUUGACCAAAUGUGAAAAUAAUUUUGCUCCCUGCCUUGCCUGUCACUCAGCCUGUUUCUAAAAACUGAGUCCUGUAUCUUUUCAGGCUUUCACUCCCUGGCAGUGAUUUAUUAAGAAGGAGGUUCGUGGAGCAAGUGUGCCCUCUGCCCUGGUCCCUGAGGACUGGUUGACUGCUUCGUGGGUUGUUUUGGCCUGAGCCGACUGGAAAUCCAUCUGGAGGAAAAUAACCCCAACUAUCAAGUUGCCAGGGCUGUUUUUAGGGAGGAUGGUCGAGGGGCACAGAUUGAAGUACUUAGAGUGCCAAGAAGUCUUCUUUUGCCCCAAAACUAGAUCAGAGGAACUGAUUCUUUUUUUGCCACGCUGUUGUGGUCAGUGGAAUUCUGAAAUUACUCUGUGCCACUUUCAAGUACUGUGAAACGUCACUCACUGGGAUUUUGCUAUCAUUCACCUGUGCGAAGUUUACCUUGAUGCUGACUCUGAGAAGGGUUUUCUAACAAAUCCGAUGACAGAUACAAGGGAAAUAGCAUUAAAGGCCAGCAAAAAACGGUUUCAGAUACCACCAUAGCUCCAAUGUCUGAUUCAAACAAUGAAUGUAUUCAUUAACGUCAUGUACCAAAGCACUUCUAGAAUCUUCCAAGCUACGUAAGUCUGCUCUGCCGCCUCCUGUCUCUGCAGGCAGGGUUGCUGUUUGUACUUGAAGGUGAUAAACUUGUAAUCCUUCCAGAAGGGCUUUCAGCUCCGGCUUUGGGGCAGUUAGACAGCUCCACAGCCACGCUUAGGGCAAACCAGCGUGCUCCUUCAGGCCAGGGUGCAGCCCCAGCUCAGAGCCCAUGCUGCUGGCUGGUGGCUUCCGGAACUGGGGGCUUUCAGGCCUGCCCCUGCCCUGGGGAGGCUGAUGCUGAUGUAGUGUGGCCAUCCUGCCAGGGCACUUUGCUGGCACGUGAAUAGCUUGACGUUAGGAUGUCAGCAGAAGCAUGAGCAUAGGACCCAAGUAUCCUUUAAGUUAUCCCUGCAAAUGCGUUUAGUGCACAUGCUCCAGCCACAGUGGCCCCAGGCAGGCAGUUUCCUCCGAAUCUCAGGAAAGCCAUGGACAGAAGAUAAAUAUCAAGGUUCUUUCCCAUUCCAUCAUUCUGUCUUUCAGAAACGAGGUCGUGAAGGUAUCCUUUGUCUUUUUUUUUUUUUUUUAAGGGGAAAAACAUACUGUUCCACUUGCUGCCGUUUCUGAUGCGUUAUCCCAGCCUAUGUUUUGAGCUCAGAACUGUCUGAGCAGGGCAUCAGCUUUGCCGCAGAGCCGUUCCAGAACCAUUCCAAGUAAUACCGGCUGAUCCUCUGUCCCAGUGGACCUCCUCCCCCGCUUGUGGGUGCCUGAGAAUGAUUCUGGAAUGGUUCUGUUCUUGGGUCUGUGAAAGCUUAUCUAGCAGAGGAGCGAACACCCAGAAAAAUGUUUAUAAAGCACAUGUACUCGUUCUGUUUGGAGACUUGCCCGGCUGUUCCAGUUGAAAACAUGAAAAAUAAACUGAGUUGCCAAGCAAAAAUAUAAUGCACAAUGUAAUUCUGAUUUUCCGUGCAGUAUAGCGUUAAGCUUUUUUUUACUUGAAAUAACCAAAGAACUCCUCCUUGAUGAGACAGUUCACUUUCCUGAAUUAGUAUUUCUUCACAAUAUCAACUGAAAGAAUUGACUUCAUAGUAAAAUAUUGCACUUAUUUUUUUCCUGAAAUAAUUCUGCCUGCAUGUAUGUGUUGUGUUUUAGUGUUCCUUCAUUUCUCCCCACCCCAAAGAACUUUUCUUCCCAAUGGUUUAUGUCUUCAACAUGGUAACUGUUUAUCAGAUGGUUUUUCAUUAGUGAAUUUAGACCUCUUUGAGAAAGCUUGUAUAUAAAAAGUUAACAGAUAUAUUUUAUGGAAAAACCCAUCUUAUUUUCAAAUAUAUUUAACUGCUGUUCUAUUUUAUUAGAGGAAGGUUGUAAAUAUUUUC
Messenger RNA from Phacochoerus africanus (Common warthog), 7266 nucleotides. RefSeq names its product transcriptional regulating factor 1 (gene TRERF1). The record is from RefSeq and is a predicted model, not a curated record. The transcript is spliced from 18 exons. Gene Ontology annotation, molecular function: transcription corepressor activity. Gene Ontology annotation, cellular component: histone deacetylase complex; transcription regulator complex. Bases 993 to 4691 code for a protein of 1232 amino acids. Gene Ontology annotation, biological process: regulation of transcription by RNA polymerase II; negative regulation of DNA-templated transcription. Lineage: Eukaryota; Metazoa; Chordata; Mammalia; Artiodactyla; Suidae.